AUGCUACAUAGCCACUUCUCCUUUGAGUGUCGUUUUCGGUGUCUCCCUCGGUCACCCUCCCGCGUGGGCCAUCACAAAGUAGCCGGUGCUCUUUUUGGGUCCUUGGAUAAAAUCUACAAGAGUAGUAUCGCUAUAAAUACCCUAAUAUUUGAUAUGUCGCCGUUUAGGAGUCUGGAGUAUUUGGAAUUGAACAACGUGGAUCUUGGUUGUAUGCGUGGCUUUGAGCACAUAAAAGCCACAGUUAUUCAGUUGGUUGUUCAUCACAGCCUUAAAAAUCUCAAGAAUCUUAUGUUGGGUGACCUUUUUGCCGCGGGGGGUGGAAACUGGGUUUAUGGAGAGAAUCCAGUGCCAACUCUACCCUGGGAUCAGAUCAAAAUUGCCGACUUCUCUAAUAACUUCCUUCACCUUCUCGACCAAACUAUUGCCCUCCUACCAAAUGUUGAGAUUCUCGAUCUCUCAAACAACCUUCUCACUGAACUUGCGCCUCUUUCAUCGCUGUCACGUCUGCGAGUGCUCUAUCUAUCUGACAACCAGCUCUACAUCGGUGAGGAGACAAAUCCUUUCCCUGCCGAGGUUUGCGAGGAUGAGGUGGAUAUUCUAGAGGCUCUGGUGCUCGCCUCCUCCGCGGGUACCAUCGACUCUGCCACGGAGCGACGCAGACCUCUCCAGACGCCGCUGAAGCCCCUUCGUGAACGCGUCGGUGAGAUUCAAGUUCUCAUGCUCGCCAGAAAUGGCCUUCGUUCGGCGGCUCUCGUAGAAGGUCUUUUUAGCCUUCAGCAUCUAGAUCUUUCUGACAACAAGAUUGAGUCGUUUGAGGAGCUGGUCUACUUGGGUGAACUACCACAUUUGAAUUCGCUGGAGCUGUCGGGAAAUCCGAUUUGUGAUGAUCCCUACUACCGACGAAAUGUGCUGAAUGUUCUGGGUCCGAGGUUCCCAUUGAUUGUCCUAGAUGGAAAAAGGGUGACCGCGAAAGAGUAUGAGAAUGUUCGGCUUCAUCAGGCUCUCAUGAAGGGUGGUGUCGUCUCCCAAGCAUCUCCAUCGAAUGGCUUAAGGUCAGGAGCUCCACCACUAUCAUCUACGGGUUCAUCUAACCAGAUAUCGGAUCAACGAGACUACAUAAAUGAUCAAGUCCACAUUAGUGAAAAAAGCGAACCCGCUUUCACGCAAGCUCCUAAGAACAAAUUGGAACUGUCACCCGAAGAAAAUAUCGGCUUGGCUAAGAGCAAGACUUUCAUGUCCAGCUCCCCUGGAUCGAACGUGCCGGUGGCUGAAAUCGACUAUUUUCGCGGUGUAUCUGAAGUGGUUACAGGAUCGCCCUCAAAGCCUUCCGAAAUUGAUUUAUACGUACAAGAAAGUGAUAUUUUACAUCAGCCUUCACAGCUAUUGGAGCACUCGUCUUCCGAAACUCUUCAAAAGACGGCUGUCUCAGUAACUGAAAAUUUUCCCGAUCAUCAUGAACGCAAAUCUAUAGUUUCGAUAAAAGGCCACGCUGAUACAAGUGAGUCUCGACCGGACGCACAAAAAAACUAUUUCUCGGCUGAUCAGUCGCCUGGGAAACAAGUCAAGAUGGACAGUCAAAGAACAGAAGACACAAAAGAUACUUCGAAUGAAGAUGCGCUGGAUUCCUCAGACAUUCAUCAGACGCCUCCUAGUGUUGAUGACGCUGCUUCUUCGAAAAAUGUUGUCAUUGAGGGUGUAAUGGCCGAGCCUUUGCAAUCCAAGGGAGCCGAUAUUUCUAGAAGCACUUGCGAAGAGGAUACUUCAAGCCUUUACCAAAUUACUUCAGCUGAAUCAGAAGUGUUCGCGAGCGACUCAGCUAAUGUAAUUGGGUUACACUCGAGCACUCAGCAAGAUCAUUUCUCAGCUGAACAGCAUAAUGAAGAUGAAUCACUAUUGCAAAGUGAAUCUAGUAAUUGUGCGACUGAAUGUGUUAAAUCUGUUUCGAACGUAAACGUGGCUGACUCAUCAAACAUUCAUCAAACUGAAUCGAAACUGUUGACAAAUGAACCCAAUGGAUUAGCCUUAGACACCCAACAAACUGGCCUCUCUAUUGAGCGACCAUCUGAAAAACUUGACACGACGAUAUCAUUAUCACUAGAAGAACAAGGUAAAUCGAGUAAUCAUGUGACAGGGGAUACAAAUACUCCAGAUUCGGUGGGUGCUAAUCCAAUGCGUUCGAAUAUUUGUGACUCCAAUAGUGAACAUUCUUCCGAAGAAAGAUAUGGAGAUAAGGAAUCUGAGUCUUUACCACCCAUGGAACGGUCUUCUGUUGACAAACCAGACCAAGGGACUAAUUUUCCUAAUUGUGACUCCGGGAAGGCAUCUCCUAAUCUUCAUCUUCCACCUUCAACUGAACAUUUGCCGUCAGUAACUGAAUUUAUGACUAGUGAUGAUCCUUCCAAGUUACUAGCGGAUUCGCAAAAAUCAUCGAGUGAGAAAUUGGGCUCCGAUCUCGACUCCCCUCCAGGACCUAAGGGGGUUAUGACCUCUAGUCUGUACGAUGGUCUGGACGAUGUGGAAUUGAGCAAGGGAAGCGGUGCCGGUGGUGGUGGUAGUAGCGGUGGAAGUGGAUGGGUUCUUGGAGGCACUGCAGGUGCUUCUUCUGGCUCUACAACGACAACAACCACUGGAAUCGGUCGUCUUGUUGCAGCUGCCUCAGGCAACACCACCGCCCCGGGUGGUUAUUCAGGAAUGCAGCUAAUGCAAUCUCACAUGGCGGCAAAGCGCGCUCAGGGUCGGCGUGGCGGCGGUGGUGGCGGCGGCAGCAGUGACUACGCCUCCCGAUCCGCUGUAGCUCCAGUUGUCGAUCUGCAUCGUCGAGGCGCUGGUGGGGGUGGGGGCGGUGGUAGUGGCACUAACGCCGAGGGCUCCUAUCGCUUUAAUCAAAUGACGGGUAAGAUGGAACGCGUCACCUCUGCGCCGACAUCGUCGUCUUCUUCAACAAGUCGCGGUACGAGUGGAUCUUCUCACUUCACCUCUUCAGUGACCUCGGGUCUGCUCUACGGUGAACCGAGCUUGUCUCUGGGCGUGGCGGAUGAGUACAACCCUCUAUGCCCCAACGACUAUGAGGAAUUGUCGAGACAGAAACGCGAAAAACGGAAAGCUGAUGAUCGGACGCGUGACUCGCAUGGUGGGGAUGGAUUUAGUCGCCGACCAAACCUCUCGGGCAGUGAUAGUGGUAAUAGUUCGGACAACUCGGGGGAUGAUCGCGACGAUCGCGGCCGUCGAGUUCGCUCGCAUCACCGACGAAGACCCCCUCCGCCUCCGCCAGCUAGUCGGGCCGCUAUCGCUCCACCCAGCAGUCUCCUCGAGGAUGUUGUCGUCACUCCCGGCUCUGACUCGGCUGCCACUACUACUGCCGGAAACACUGCCGCUACCGUCGAUACUGAUGCAGACGAAUUUGGUGACUCCAUCGCUCAGGCUACUUCUGGUAAUUAUGGCAUCAACGUUGUGGCGGCCAAAAUGAUGGCUCGAAUGGGCUACCGUCAAGGUCAGGGCCUGGGCAAGGAGGGUCAAGGGAUGUCAUCAGCUCUGGUUGUUGAGAAGACCAGUCGCCGGGGUGGCAAGAUCAUCCACGAGAGGGACCUUCAACGCAGUCAGGAAGCAGAGAUGCUAUCGUCUGUUGGUGGAGUGGGCGCGGAACAACAGCAAAUGCCAACAAUGCCACUCGACGCUACUGAGGUAGUGUUGCUGCAGAAUAUGUGCGGUGGACCAAGCGAAGUGGACGACGAUUUGGAGCCUGAAACGGCAGAGGAGUGCGCCAAAUACGGGCCCGUUGUUACCUGCAUGAUCUACCAAAUGCCUGAUGCCGGUGAUGGACCCGAAGCUGUUCGCAUUUUCGUCGAAUUUGAGAACACUGAAGCUGCUGCGAGAGCCGUCUACAAUUUGAACGGGCGAUUUUUCGAUGGCCGUGUUGUUCAAGCAGGAUUUUAUGACGCGGAGCGAUUUAGAAGUUUGGAAUUCUCCGAUCCGCCUCUCUCACCCAAACAACGCAGACUCGUCAUCCCUUAUUUCGAUCUCACCUUUACUCUCCCAACUAUCUGCUGUUCCGCAUGUGAUUGUCUAAUGGUGCUGCCGGAAAAGGCGAUGAUUACCUCAAGCUUAGGAAAAUAUCGCCAAGCGAAUAUGGAGAAUGAGGGCGAGGGUGAGGGAGAAGCAGAGGUAAUGUUCACCUCCUCCUCCUCCAUUCCUCCCGCACUUACUUCUUCCCCGUUCUGA
Echinococcus granulosus is the source of this 4218-nucleotide messenger RNA. RefSeq names its product Splicing factor 45. Gene Ontology annotation, cellular component: precatalytic spliceosome. The record is from RefSeq and is a predicted model, not a curated record. Lineage: Eukaryota; Metazoa; Platyhelminthes; Cestoda; Cyclophyllidea; Taeniidae. Gene Ontology annotation, biological process: mRNA cis splicing, via spliceosome; alternative mRNA splicing, via spliceosome. The transcript is spliced from 15 exons. Bases 1 to 4218 code for a protein of 1405 amino acids. Gene Ontology annotation, molecular function: RNA binding; protein binding.